AUGACACCGCUACACGAUCCGGAAAAGGCGUCCGCUGGGCCAUCCAGCUUGACUGGCGGCUCGUCGUCGCCCUCGGACAUGGACUCGCCCAGAUUCGAGCCCAUCAAGCACAACAACCCCCCGCCGCACUCUCUGCGCAGCCGCGGCUCGGCCGAGACGCAGCGGCUCGACAACGAGGACCUGUACGAGACGCUCGAGCACGCCGUCACCGUCGACCUCGAGACGGACGAGGAGCGCCGCGCGCGCGGGCACCUGACGUACUCGCGCUCCGGCGCCAGCGCCAGCAGCGUCGCCUCGCGCCCGGCCGAGUUCGAGGUCCUCUUCGACGAGGGCGACCCGGAGAACCCCAAGAACUGGCCGCGCUGGUACCGCGGCUGGGUCGUCUUCGUCGCCUCCAUCGGCACCUGGGGCACCACGCUGUACAGUAGCAGCUACACGGCGUCGACGCCCGGCUUGGCUGCCGAGUUUGGCGCCUCCACCACCAUUGUCACGCUCGGUCUGACGACGUACCUCGUCGGUCUGGCCGUCGGCUCGCUGAUUGUGGCGCCGCUGAGCGAGCUGUACGGGCGGCGCAACGUCUACCUCGUCUGCAUUGCUGGCUGGACGCUGCUGAUUAUCCCCUCGGGCGUCGCGCACUCAUUGACAAGCAUCAUCGUCGUGAGAUUCUUUGACGCCUUGUUUGGCUCCGUCAUGGUAGGCAACGCGCCGGGCACCAUUGUCGACAUCUCGCAUCCCGACUACCUGGCGCGCACAAUGUCGCUCUUCAGCCUCGCCCCGAUGAACGGGCCCGUCACCGGCCCCAUCAUUGGCGGCUUCGUCUUCCAGUACCUCGGCUGGCGGUGGGCCAAUUGGGUCAUUCUCAUCCUCGGCGGCGUCACCUUCUUCAUGAUGCUCACGGUCCGGGAGACGUAUGCUCCGGCCGUCCUCCGCCGCAAGGCCGCGCGCCUGCGCAAGGAGAAUGACGACCCGCGGUACUGGUGCCAGUACGACUACAAGCUAUCCACACUGCACUUGUUAAAGGUGAACCUGAGCAGACCAUUCAUCCUCGCCGCCACCGAACCCAUCUUGUGGUUUAUGAACGUCUGGAUCUCCAUCGUCUAUGCCGUCUUGUAUCUUUGCUUCGUCGCUUACCCCGUCGUCUUCUCCCAGCACCGUGGCUGGUCCGCCGGCACCACUGGCCUGUCCUUUAUUGGCAUCGGCAUCGGCACUCUCACCUCCCUCCUCGGCGAGCCCAUUUUCCGACGCAUCAUCAACCGGCAGCCGCGCGACCCCGAGACGGGCAAGGUGCUGCCGGAAGCGCAGGCCAUUGUCAUGGCCGCCGGCUCCAUCGCGGCGAGCAUCGGCCAGAUGGGUUUCUCGUGGACCUGCCUGCCGACCAGCAUCCACUGGGCCGUCCCCAUCGCGUUUGGCAUCCCCUUUGGCUUCGGCAACACCAUCGUCUUCAUCUACGGCUCCAACUACCUCGCCGGCGCGUACGGCAUCUACGCCGCCAGCGCGCUGUCGGGCAACGCCUUUAUCCGCAGCGUCAUUGGCGGCACGCUGCCGCUCGCCGGGCCGACCAUGUACCGCGUGCUGACGCCGCGCUGGGCCGGCACCGUGCUGGGCGUGGCGGAGAUUGUCAUGAUUCCGAUCCCGUUUGUGUUUUGGCGCUACGGGGCCCGGAUCCGUGCCAAGAGCAGGCUCAUCCGCCAGCUGCGCGAGGAUCAGGCCCGCAUGGACGCCAAGAGAGCCAAGGGGGUGGCAACGAUGCAGCGGCGGCGGCUGAGGGAAGGGAAAGCGACGGGGCAGAUGGUCGUGGCGGAGGAGAAGAGGCGCGCGUGA
Cordyceps militaris CM01 is the source of this 1821-nucleotide messenger RNA. Its product is annotated as MFS transporter, putative. Lineage: Eukaryota; Fungi; Ascomycota; Sordariomycetes; Hypocreales; Cordycipitaceae. Bases 1 to 1821 code for a protein of 606 amino acids. The record is from RefSeq and is a predicted model, not a curated record. Gene Ontology annotation, molecular function: transmembrane transporter activity. Gene Ontology annotation, biological process: transmembrane transport. The transcript has 3 exons.